AGUGGCUUUCGUCCCUCGAGCGCCACACCUAGAGGAACAGCUUAUCCAAACUGAAAAAAAUAAAAGAGAAACCAAUAUAUUGUUUAGCAAAAUGCAGAAUCGUGUCGACUUAUAACCCUUCUGUCACUGAUAACCGCUGGUAUUCUUUCACUUUUUCAUCGUAAAGAAAAGAGCACACUAGACAUUUUCCCAGACAGAUAGCUCGUUUAUGUUCAAAACUGCAUGAUGGUAAAUAAAUGACAGAAUCUUCAUUUAAGGUAAACUAUUCUUUACGUGUCCCGUUAAAAGGUAGCGGUCCAUAAAUCAUUGAUUCUGGAAUCUGUAGGCAGGUUUAUACCACGUCAACGGCAAUUCAAAGUUCUUCUUUUGUAAUAGUAGUCAUAAAAAGAUAUUUAAAUAAAAUAAGUAGCAAAAUUUGGGACACCCCUGAUCAUUUUUGGAAGCUGUUUCAGCUGGCAUAAUAGCUGAAGGUCUUCUCGACGCCAAGCAUUUUGGUACAAGCCCAUUGUGGGAAUUCCAUACAAUUAAAAGCAUUCUGAAAUGGAGCGGGAAGCCAAUAUAAUGACCUAAUGACUGAUAAUGAGCUCAGUUUUGGUCAGGAGUCUAGCAGUGUUUUGUCUGGGUUGCAACUGACUUCACAGUCCUCCAGGGAAGGCCGGCCGGUCAGAAAUCCAUUGUAAUAAUCUGCCCUGCUGCUCAUGAAUGCAUGAAUAAGCUUCUCUGGGGCCUAUUUGUGCACAAAGGAUUUAAUUUUUACUGUUUUGGAUGUUUUUUAACUUAACAUUCGAAAAUCGUACCAAGGUUCCUGGCUUAAUUUUUAGUUUUAAAAGUCAAGGCAUGCAUUGGCCUUUGAUAUUUCAUCUUUAUGGCCAAAUGUAUUUGCCGCUCCUUUGUUUUUAGUUUAUUCAACGUGUAUUUCCAGCUGCAAAUUUUAUUUAUGCAGACCGUGAAGCAGAGCGAGGUAGAUCUGGGUGUCCUUUGCAAGGCUGUGAUAAGCAAUAUUCAUGAUCUCAACUACACGGCCUCCUAUGGGAGCAUGCACACACUGAAUAGUUCAGGCUCGAGGAUUGAAACGUGAGGAGCUCCAUGCGUCGUGGCGGCACGGUUAAGAUUCGUAAAUGUUCACAAAUGCCUGCUGAAUACGGCUUGAACCAUCCGUCUGUUAAUGAGUACAUUGUCAGCAACAUCAUCAAACGCAAGAUUGUAAUCUAAAACCAACAUUUGUCUGAAUCGGUAUUUAAAGGGACAGUUCACCAAAAAAAAAAAGCAUCGUACCUGUAUUGAGUUUCUUACUUGUUUUGAACAUAAAAGCAGACAUAUUGUCAUUACAUUUCCCUCAUCUGAUGCUCCCUUAACGUUAAAAAUCAUAUUUUAAUAAGUCUCAUUAGCAAAUCUCGAAUAAAUCUACUUUUACUGCUGUAUUGAUAUUUAUUGCAUUUUAUUAUUCUAUUUUUAACGUGUUGUUGGCCAUUUAUCAGGCCUAAAUAUAUGUUUUAUUAGUAAUAGGCACAGUUUUAAUGUAGGUGCAUGGGUCCUUUCGAUCCCAGACAGGCGACACCAUCGGAUCUGACAUCAUUAGUCUAUUACCAACAGCAACGUGGACGCUUUAUAUAAACUGCACUGUAAUCCAUAACAAACACAACCCGGUCCUGUUGUUUUGACGAUGCUUGACCACUGCCGGACAGUGUUAUUUCGGUCGGUCGCGAGCUCCGCAGCGCCCCCCUGCAGCUCGAAAACUUUCCCGUCUCGAAGUGAUUUCCUCCCCUGUUUUUACUUCCUGUUUUCUGAGGGAGUCACUUAACUCAGACCGUUUCUGCUCAUCAGGGUUUCGCUAUGCGCGUCUUCUUCUGCCGGUAGUUUUUCACCGACCUCUCCCGUCGGGAUCUCGGCACGGACUGGGACAUCCGCGCGUAUAUUCCGCUUUAGAUGGAGGUCGGAGGGCUGAAGUCGGUCGUGUCUACGGCUCUAAUGGAUUUUACGUAGACUUGCGUUUUGUUUUAAUGCCUUUUGCUGCCUUCCCGGUCGUUUUAUCACCCUCCUCCGCCGAGUGCCCAGCCUCGACCGCCCCUUUAACUCCGGCAACAAUGUAACUAACUCGAUCGCUCGCUCGCUCAUCCGCCUUCCGCCGAGCUCGACUCCGAAGACCGCCGCCGCCGCGCGCGCGAUCGCCGCUUUUAAAGUUUGACGCCGCCGUCGUUUCCUCGCCGAACUUCACGAUGGCCGAGCUGCAGCGACCGACGCUGUGCUGCUGUCGGAAAGUGCUGACCGUGCCCGGUAACAAGUCCUGCGAGGGCGGCCGGGGUCUGGCGCGCUGUCGCCCGGUGGACGUCGCGUCGGCGUCCAACUUCCACAGCUUUAAACUCCGACAUUUCCACCUGGACCUCCACCUGAACUUCGCCGUCAAGAGGAUGACGGGAUGGCAGGUUCUGGAGCUCACGCCCGUCCAGCCCGGCGUCCAGUCGCUCAUUCUGGACACGCAUCCUUCGUUAUUAAUUCAUUCCGUGGACUGCAAGGUGCCCGGCGCGUCCGGUGCCCCCGACGUGUUUCUGUCGCUUACCUACCGAAUAGAACCGUUCACCGAUUACGGAUCCUCUCUGAACAUCAGCCUCCCUGCCGCGGUGAUCCGGCCGCACCGGGCUUUCCGUGUCACCAUCCGCUACACUACCACAGACGGCCCUGCGAUUUGGUGGUUGGACGCCGAGCUGACAUGCGGACAAACCCGUCCGCUGGUCUUUACUCAGGGUCACUCGGUCUGCAACCGGUCGUUUUUUCCCUGUUUUGACACGCCAGCCGUCAAAAGCACCUACUCUGCCACUGUCAGGGUACCGGAGGGUGUUACAGUGUUGAUGAGUGCCUCAAGAAGUGCAUACUCUAAACAGGACAGGGUUUUCCAGUUCUCCAUGGAGUAUCCGGUCCCAGCCUACUUGGUUGCCCUGGUGGCAGGAGACCUACAGCAUGCAGACAUUGGGCCGAGGAGUCGUGUGUGGGCAGAGCCAUGCAUCCUGACGUGUGCGGUCAGUAAACUAGGUGGCAGUGUGGAGCGCUGGCUUAAUGUGGCAGAGGGCCUUUUUGGGCCUUAUGUAUGGGGGAGGUACGAUAUAGUGUUCCUUCCUCCUUCAUUCCCCAUCGUCGCCAUGGAGAAUCCCUGCCUCACUUUCAUAAUUUCCUCCAUACUGGAGAGUCAAGAGUUUCUACUGAUUGAUGUCAUCCAUGAGAUCGCUCACGGUUGGUUCGGCAAUGCUGUCACCAAUGCUACCUGGGAAGAGAUGUGGCUUAGUGAGGGUCUGGCCACUUAUGCUCAGAGGCGCAUUACCACAGAGGCCUACGGAGACUCCUUCACUUGUCUCGAGACUGUGUUCCGUCUAGAUGCUCUUCACAGGCAGAUGCGUCUUCUUGGAGACAACAAUCCUGUCAGUAAGCUGCAGGCCAAGUUUGAGCCAGGUGUAAACCCCAGCAGUCUAAUGAAUCUGUUCACCUAUGAGAAAGGCUUCUGCUUUGUGUCUUACCUCUCACAGCUGUGUGGAGACAUCAAGAGAUUUGAUAGUUUUCUUAGGGCCUACAUUGAGAAGUUCAGGUUCAGCAGCGUAAUCGCUCAGGAUCUGUUGGACUUUUUCCUUGGCUUUUUCCCUGAGCUGAAGGAGAGCUGCGUUGCUCAACGAGAGGGUCUGGAAUUUGAGCGAUGGCUGAAUGGCUGUGGUCCUCCGUUAUGCGAACCAGAUCUCUCGGCGGGUAGAGCCCUAACAGGCCCUGUUCAGCACCUGUGUGAUCUUUGGGGCGUGGAUGCCCCUGACCCCCAAGUGAUCUCUACAUUUGACCUCUCCUCCUGGAGCACCUUUCAGACCGUCCUCUUCCUGGACCGACUUCUAGACCGAUCGCCUCUGCCUCAAGAGGUGAUGAGUCUUCUGUCAAGCUGCUACUCGGCGUUGUUGGAUGGGAUGAACGCUGAAGUCCAGAUUCGCUGGCUGCAGAUUGUAGUGCGGAACAGCUUUUAUCCUGAUCUGCCCCGGGUUCGCAGCUUCUUGCAUAAACAUACCUCACGGAUGUACACGGUGCCCCUUUACGAGGAUCUAUGCGGAGGCGUGAUGAAGUGUUUCGCUGUGGAGGUGUUUUAUCAAACUCAGGCCCGUUUGCACCCGAAUCUACGCAGGACACUUCAGCAGAUACUGUUCCAAAGCAGCGCCCUCAACACCAGCACAGCUCCAUCUCUCCUCGCAACACCACCCUCUGCCCCUUCAUCGCCCACAGACCCGCCAGCCAACGGGACCAUCGCCCUGCGAGACGUCAACGUGUCCGCGUGAGCGCCGAGCUUCUGUGGAGAAGCAGAGGGUUUGAGGGCGAAAAGCCAGAAGGGCAGGAACUGAGCUCCUUGGCUCAGACCGGACCAUAGCAAUGCAUUGUGGGAGGCCAGCGCUGAUGGGUGUACACACUCUCACCAACACUGGGAUGUCUAUUUAUAAAGGCAGACACUGAUUUUCAUAAGCUAAACAUAAAGCUGCUCAGGGCUGUGGAACAAAGUGGAGGACAAAUGUUUGCGAUGGUUAUUAUGCCAUCACCUGUGUGUGUGUGUGUGUGUGCGCGCAUAUGGUUAGGGGCAUGUCAGUAUCAAGGAUACUGGUCGCCAUCUGUUAGCCAUUACCUUUUUGAGUGCGUGGAUGUGUGUGUGUUUAUUUCUUUGGGUGUUUUGCAUAAGUUCUUCCGGCCUAUGCACAUCAUCUCAUGUUGCGUUUGCCUCUGUUCUCCGAGAAAUCAAUUGGAGGACUUAACGAGAUUUCAGAGACUUUUCUUUUGCUAGCUACACAGAGGUGUCCCGAGGAGGACCAAUCCCUGAGCAAUCGCCUUCCUUGACAGUGUUUGAAAGCUGCCGUGAACGCCGCACGGCCUGCACCCAUUGUGCACGUCUAAUGAAGAUCCCGCAGAGCUCUCAGCGUUUCUGCGAUAAAUAGAUUGUAUCCUAUUUGUUUGAACUGGAAUCUGUCUUUCUCAAGCGUCUCUUUCCUGGUGCUAACCACUCAACAUUAAGUCUCAGGUAUAUCAAGACAGAAGAAGUGGAGCCAUGUUAGUGCCUUUCAAACCUUUCGACACUGUGGGUGUUUUUUAACACUCCCGUUCAGCCUGAAUUUGUUAUUUGAGCCAUACUAGGGUGACAUUGGUAACUAUUGUCCUACUUGCAUUGUGUGAAAGGUUGUUUUCAGGAAUUGAGAUGCUGUGGUGAUUUUUUUCUUUUGCAUUUUUUUUUUAUUUUAGCAAAUUAGCAAAUACCGAAGAGAAGGUAACGGAUUAUGAUUUGUGAGAAUGCAGUGAGUUUGAUGGGUGUUCAGGGUGGGGUUAUAGGUGGAUGGGUCCAAGCUGAUCAUCAGUGGCCUUAAAUACAAGCACAGUGGAAGACCGGUUCAGUUUUACAGGUAAUAAAGGCGUCAGAGAGCACUUUGUGUUGUGUCUGAGGAUCCAGCCUUGGAUUGAACUUUUUUUUGCAUACGUGGCAGACACUCAUCGGCAGGUUUCUCUAACUUGUAGAAUCAUAGCUUUGUUGAUUGGAGGCUUAAACACUGCACAGCCAACAAUAAAAGGGGUUGUUUUCCACCCUCA
Molecule: messenger RNA, 5586 nt
Organism: Puntigrus tetrazona (Sumatra barb)
Lineage: Eukaryota; Metazoa; Chordata; Actinopteri; Cypriniformes; Cyprinidae
Gene: rnpepl1
Product: arginyl aminopeptidase like 1
Exons: 11
Coding region: 2217-4298 (693 amino acids)
Biological process (GO): proteolysis
Molecular function (GO): metalloaminopeptidase activity; zinc ion binding
Source: RefSeq, a predicted model, not a curated record